Sphaeramia orbicularis (orbiculate cardinalfish) is the source of this 3119-nucleotide messenger RNA. Its product is annotated as soluble guanylate cyclase 88E-like. Lineage: Eukaryota; Metazoa; Chordata; Actinopteri; Kurtiformes; Apogonidae. Gene Ontology annotation, molecular function: heme binding; guanylate cyclase activity. Bases 117 to 2417 code for a protein of 766 amino acids. The transcript has 19 exons. The record is from RefSeq and is a predicted model, not a curated record. Gene Ontology annotation, biological process: nitric oxide-cGMP-mediated signaling; response to oxygen levels; cGMP biosynthetic process. Gene Ontology annotation, cellular component: guanylate cyclase complex, soluble.
GCUAGUCUGAGGAACUUCUGAACUCCACAGGUGCCUUUGGGAGGACUGUUGGAAGUCAAUCAGUUUGGGAGCUGUUUUGACAGCGCUCAGUUUGAGCUUCAAUCCAGAGAGACAUAAUGUACGGGCUGCUGUGUGAGAGCCUCCAUGACUUCAUCAAGGAGUCAUACGGAGAUGAUGUGUGGAAGCUGGUCAGAGAGAGAGCAGAUGUCAGAUUACACUCUUUUGUCACUCACCAGGUGUACAGUGAGAGUGUGAUUCCUCGGAUUGCAAAGGCAGCCAGUGGAGUGACAGGCACACCCUACAAUGAACUGAUGAACUCCUGGGGAGUCUAUUUCUUGGGUUUUGUCGGAAAAUAUGGAUAUGACAGGAUUCUCAAGGUGUUGGGUCGUCAUGUACGCGACUUUGUCAACGGCCUUGACAACCUCCAUGAAUAUUUGCGCUUCAGUUACCCAAAGGUGCAGCCCCCAACCUUCUUUUGCCAGGAGGAAUCAGCCACUGGAGUCACCCUCCACUACAGGAGUAAACGUAAGGGCUACCUGCACUACGCCAUGGGGCAGCUAAGGCAGAUGGGAAAGCAGUUUUAUGACACAGACAUCCAUGUGGAGGUGCUGUCUGAGCAGAUGGUGGGAGACUAUUCUCAUGUUACCAUGAGGCUGAACUUUGACAACUCAGCCUACCGCUACAUCAUGAAAGAGGAUGAGGAGGAGCAGGAAAUUCUGCCCAUUACCUCAGAUUUCUUCUUUGAAGUCUUCCCCUUUAACAUAGUCUUCAGACAGGAUAUGGUGGUGCACAAUGUGGGCUCAGGCCUAGCCACUGUCUUCCCUGAUUUGGAUGGGAAAAAGAUCAAUGAUGCCUUUUUGCUGGCUCGCCCCCUAGUGGAGUUCACCUGGAACAUGAUCAUCUCCCAUCCCAACAACCUGUUUGAAAUCAUGUCCAAAGAACCUGUGAAGAGAGAGAGGAACCUCCACAACCGAGUCCAGAAUUCUGACUAUGAAAACGCCAAUCGCUCUGCUGAUGUAGACGUGGAGCUCAUGGCUUUCCAGUCCAUCAUUGGAGAUGAUUACAAAGACGGUAACAGUGCUAAUGCGAUGGAGAGCUGGGGCGAUGGGAGCCGCUGCCUGAAACUAAAAGGACAAAUGAGAUACAUGCCAGAGUGGGAGUCCAUCAUCUUCCUGGGAACCCCUGUGAUGGAGAGUCUCAGUGCUAUGUUCAAGACAGGCCUGUACAUCAAUGACCUGAGCAUGCAUGACUCCAGCAGAGACCUGGUGCUGGCGGGCACACAGCAGUCAGAGGAGCUGAAGAGAGCGCUCAUCCAGGAGCAAAAGAAAUCCAGUAAGCUGGAGGAGAGCAUGAAGAUGUUGGACUAUGAGAUGAAGAAGACCGAUGACCUUCUCUACAGGAUGAUUCCCAAACCGGUGGCAAAGAGGCUGCGCAAAGGAGAACCAGCUGUGAACACAUGUGAGGUAUUCCCUGAUGUCACCAUUCUUUUCAGUGACGUAGUUGGAUUCACACGUAUUUGCAGCCACAUCACCCCGAUGCAGGUGGUCUCCAUGCUCAACACCAUGUACACUCUGUUUGACACACUCAGCGAGAAGCAUCGUGUCUUCAAGGUGGAGACCAUUGGAGAUGCCUACAUGGUGGUUGCAGGAGCUCCAGAGAAGACCAAGUACCAUGCCCAUAAUAUCUGUGACAUGGCCCUGGACAUGGUGCGCUCCAUCGACCACCUCAAAGACCCUUCCAAUGGGAAUAACAUCCAGAUUCGCGUCGGAAUCCACUCUGGGAUGGUAGUUGCCGGGGUGGUGGGCCAUAAGAUGCCACGCUAUGGUCUGCAUGGUGACACUGUCCACACUGCAUCUGCAAUGGAGAGCAAUGGCAAGGAAAUGCACAUCCAGCUGAGCAGCGCCACCUACGAGCAUCUCAAAGGAAGCCACUUUAUUUUUGAAAGGAGGGGCAUCAUCACCAUUAAGGGGAAUGUGGAGAUUGAGACGUACUGGCUGAAAGGGAAGAGAGACAAGGAUGGGAAUGCACAGGCAGCGUGUCCUCAGUUUGAGACCCAGACCAUCAGUAAGGCCAUCAGUAAAGCCACCAUCUCUGGGCCUGAGGCCACAGGAGAUGAGGAGGGACUGGUCUUCCCCUUGGUCGCAGGAGAGGAUGAGGAUGAUGUCAAGUCUAUUCGCUCUCAUCGUAUCAAGAUGGAGAUUUCAGGCCACUCUCUGGAAGAGUCAAUGGAGGAGUGCCGUGUGGAGGAAAUGUCUGUUCAUAAGUCCCACUUUAAGGAUGCUCUGCAGGACGACCUCCAAGACUCACACCUGGAGAUGGACUCACCUGCGUCUGACAGCAGAGACUCCAUCACAGAGUCCCGCGACAGCUCCUGCGACUCCCGCUGCUCCAAGAGCGCCAUGUGUUCCGUGUCCUGAACCGACAGACGCUAGAUGAUGACAUAGCCAGUGAUGUUUCUGACAGCUACUAAAGCGCUUCUUGUACUAACUAAAGCACUGACUGUUAGUCCAAAUGCCACAUAGGAAAGGAGUAUUUGCUCAUAUUUUGCCUUUUUGACUGCUGACGUUAGGGGUCCAUGGGACUUCUCAUAGUGACAGCCAUGAAAAUCUCUAACAAGUUGUUUGUAUUUGGUCUCCAGUGGCCUUGUGUGGUGUUGGAUUGCACAACAAAAUUGUCAGUGUUCAUAUAGGUCUGACAGUCCAGAAACUGACACUAGUGGUAAAUUUCCACUUUUAUUAACCGCUGCCUCGGAGCUGUUCCAGCCCAGAGUGAACGAAUGUUUUUUCAGAUUAAUGCCUCACAUCAGUCACCUCAAAGCAACAGCCACUAAAAAUGCCACCAGUGAAACAUCUUCUGUGUGCCAAUUGUGUAUUAUUUUUAGUACCAAAAGUGUUCACUGCCACUUAGUUCAGCUGGACACAAGCUCAGUAGUUUCCUGCACUAUUUAUUCUGUUGCGCCUUGUAGAAUUGACAUCUUACUUUUCCCAGUGAUGAAAUCAUUCUCCAGAUCUGCUCCGUCUCACUCUCUACUUACUCAUCAUCAUUGUUCCAUAUUGGUCUCGUCAAAUACCCAUUCACGGCACAAUGUAAACUCCUGUCAGCUCAGUGAAAAUAAAGCG